AUGUCCGACCACGCCGACAUCGACGAGGCAGCCCGCAAGCGUUUGCGGGCGGAGGCUCCGUUCGUCUCUCCUCUUCCUCUUCCUCCUCCUGCAGCACCGCUUCUUCCCUGUGACGCAUCGCACAACGGCGAGUCGGCAGAGGCGGCCGGCCACAUCCUGGUGGCCUCGGCGCCCCCUCACAAGGAGGACAGCGUUGCGUCGACGUUACACACGAGCGCCAAGGAGGCCCGCUUCGAGGGCCGCUGCAUGCCGCCGUCUUUCCACUCGCUUCUCGGCGAGUACGAGGUGCCGGAGGAGGCGAAGGAUGUGGAAGAUCUCGUGGGUGGCCACGAGGACUUCAGCGACCUCCCCGAGGCCCGCCGCGAGGCGCUCCUGCAGUCCGUGCGCACGCUGGUAAAAAAGGCGGCGGGGGCCAGCUCCGCGGAGCAGCUCGAGCACCUGCGCGUGAAGGGGUCGCGCCUGCACGGCUUCAAGGACACGGCGCGCAAGUCAGAGCUGACGGCGGCGUACAGGCAGCUCGUCCGCGAAGGUGCCAUUGCCGAGAACGCCGUCGUCGAGGCGCUGCUCAUUCGCAAGAAAGGAAAGUCGCACAGUGGAGUGCUCGUGGUGACGGUGUUCAUGGGCCCUGGCGAGUUCAGCUGCCCCAAGGACUGUCACUACUGCCCCAACCAGCCCGGCAUCGCCCGCAGCUACUUGCUGAAGGAGCCGGGCGUGCUGCGCGGCUUCCGCAACGGCUGGGACCCCAUCAGCCAGUUCUACGACCGCGCCAGCGCGCUGGAGAACAACGGGCAUGUCGUGGACAAGAUCGAGCUCAUCAUCCUUGGCGGUACGUUCUCUUUCUACCCCCAGCGCUACGCCGAGGAGUUUAUGACGGCAUCUUUUUACGCCGCUAACACGUACUACGACUCGGCGCCGCUGCGGCCAAUGCGCAGCUUGGCGGAGGAGCUGACGCUGAACGAGGGCGCGCGGUGCCGCAUAAUCGGCAUCACAGCAGAGACGCGGCCCGACUAUAUCAGCGCGCGCGAGCUGCGCCGCUUUCGCUCCCUCGGCAUAACACGCGUGCAGCUCGGCAUCCAACACCUCGACGAUGACAUCCUGAACCUCAUCAACCGCGACUGCCCCACGGCGAAGACCGUCGUCGCGAUCCAGCGGCUGCUGGACGCCGGAUUCAAGGUGGAUGCGCACUGGAUGCCUGACCUGCCAGGGAGCAGCUUUGAGAAGGACAUGGAGCUCUUCGAGACGCUCUUCUCAGCUGAGAACGAGUCGUUCCAGGUGGACCAAUGGAAGGUGUACCCCACCGCCACCGUGCCCUUCACCAAAAUCAGCGAGUGGUACGCGCAGGGUCAAUACAAGCCCUAUGCGGAGCUGGAUAACGGUGCCUACAUGGUGAAGCUGCUGGUCUACAUCAUGGAGCACUGUCCGUACCGCAUCCGGCUCAACCGCAUUAUCCGCGAUAUCCCGACGACGUACAUCAUGGGCGGGGAGAAGCGAUGCAACCUGCGCCAGGUGAUCGAGGCUGAGAUGCGCGCACGCCACAUCCGAUGCAAGGACAUCCGCGAGCGCGAGUGCAAGGGCAACCCGGUCGACCGCGCCAACACCCACCUCUUCACGGACGAGUUCCGCGCCAGCGAGGGGACGGAGUUCUACCUCUCCGUGGAGAAUAAAGAUCGCACGCAGCUGUACGGGCAUCUCCGCCUGCGACUCCGCGACGACGCUUCAAGAGAGGAAAGCAACAUCCUGCCGGUGCUCCGGGGCUGUGCUCUCGUUCGCGAACUGCACACGUACGGCAAGCUCAUCGCCGUCAGCCAGCAGAAUACCGGGCGCGAGACGCAGCACGUCGGCGUCGGGACGCAACUCAUGCGGGAGGCCGAGCGCAUCGCCAAGGAGCGUGGCUACCACCGCAUGGCCGUAAUUGCCGGCGUUGGUGUGCGCCGCUACUACGCAAAACUCGGCUAUCGGCUCGAGGACACGUACAUGGUGAAGGAGCUGGAUGAGCAGGCGAGCGCUAUCACGGAGGAUCAGGUGGUGCAGGACGACGACAACGAGAACUCAGCCUACAGCAGCUUCCUGAGCACCAUAAAGUCCUUCUUUGGGUUCCACAAGAACACACCCUGA
Leishmania major strain Friedlin is the source of this 2115-nucleotide messenger RNA. Its product is annotated as acetyltransferase-like protein. Gene Ontology annotation, cellular component: nucleus; elongator holoenzyme complex; cytoplasm. NCBI's taxonomy places the organism in Eukaryota, Euglenozoa, Kinetoplastea, Trypanosomatida, Trypanosomatidae. Bases 1 to 2115 code for a protein of 704 amino acids. The transcript has a single exon. Gene Ontology annotation, molecular function: iron-sulfur cluster binding; acyltransferase activity, transferring groups other than amino-acyl groups. Gene Ontology annotation, biological process: tRNA wobble base 5-methoxycarbonylmethyl-2-thiouridinylation. The record is from RefSeq and is a predicted model, not a curated record.